Messenger RNA from Punica granatum (pomegranate), 2590 nucleotides. The record is from RefSeq and is a predicted model, not a curated record. NCBI's taxonomy places the organism in Eukaryota, Viridiplantae, Streptophyta, Magnoliopsida, Myrtales, Lythraceae.
AUUGAAAAAAAAAAAAAAAAAAAGAAAGAAACUCAGCUGCUCGAGAGAGAGAGAGAGAGAGAGAGAGACCCAUGUCAGACCAACUGACGAAGAGCUGCUUCUACUUCUGCUUCAGCUGCUUCUUCUACUUCUGCCUCUGCCUCUGCUUCUGCUUCGAGAGGACAAAGCAACGACUCUGUCUCCGUCGUCGUCUUCGUUGUCGUCGUCUCCUCUGAUUCAUCUCCAUCUCCCCCAACUCUACCCUUCUCUCUCUCUCUCUCUCUCUCUCUCUCUCCUGUCUUCUUGCCAUGAACCCCAACAAAGUCGAACAGGACAUUUUCCACCUCAACCACCACCAUCCCCACCCCCACCACCACCACUCCCUGGCUGUCCCUCAGCCUGAUCCGCCGGAGCCCGAGCCUGACCCAUCGUUUCUCCUCCCGGAAAUUGUCCUCUUUCGCUCCUCCGACUCAGACUCCCCCUCCCACUCCUCCGACAACGACGCCGAUGCCGACUCCACCACCCCCCAUCCCCACCUCCCCCCUAACCCUAACCCUACGCCCAACGACCCUCACCCCAAGAACCCCGACCGGCCCUCCUACAUCAGCCCGGAGCCCCACAUCUCCUCCCAAUUCUAUACCUUCAACGCCGAGUCCCAUUCCCUCAUGAUCCGCUGCCUCCUCGAGCACCGCCUCGCCACCCCCUCGGAGAUCCGCGCUGCCACCCCCCGGGCCGUCCUCCAGUCCUGGCGCUCCGUCUGGAAGGACCGCAACGAGGACACCGCCUACCUGACCGCCUGGAAGCGCAUCCAGGACAAGCUCUCAGCCCGCGUCGACCCCACCUCCGGCAACAAGUUCCUCUGCUUCAAGAACAACUCCAACCAGUUCGUCUCCCACAUCAACCAGUGGCAGGACAUCGUCAUGAGCUUCCAUGGGGACGCCGAUUUGAAGCACCUUGGGCUCAAGGAGACCAUCGAUAGGGUUAAGCAGAUGUGGACCGUCGGUGCCAAAUUUUACGGUAUUCCCGAGAGCUUCAUUAGGGUUUGUGUCGCUGCCUGCCCCAUUUGUAAUUCCUCGUCCUCCGGGUCCGCCAUUAGGAGCAAGCGGCGACGGUUUGAGUACACUGAGUCCUUUGAUGUGCCGGCCAAGGAGGUCCCCUCUAAAUUGCAGCAAUUGGCGAAGAAACACAAGGUCGUGCUCUGUAUCAGGCAGAAGUACAUUAGGUAUAAGCCCUUUAUGGCUGAAGUGAAGGACUAUGCUUGUCAUCGGGCAGGUGAACCUGCUGCUGCAAAGAGGUCGAGAAUUCUGAAGAGGGAGCCCUAUGUUUCGAAGAGGUGCGGGUGCGGGUUUCGUAUCCGGGCUAUUGUGCCUAUUGCGAAUUACAAUGAAAAGGAUAAGACUUUUGUUUAUCAGGAGGAAGGCAUGGCUGUUUUCAAGCUGUACGCCGUGCAUUCUGGUCAUGAGCCGGGUCCAUUGGAUGGGAAUGCAAGGAUUAUGCACAGGGUUGUGGGCCAUAAAAACGGGCUCUUGAUGGAUCAGGAUACAGUGUAUGGAGUGAGCGAGGAAAUGGAGAAUGAAGGGUUUGGAUUGAUGGGCAAGGACGAUGGAGAUAUGCAGCUUACUGUUCUACAGCAAGUACAGGAAUUAAGAACUGAGAUAGGUUUACUAGAGGGGAAAAUCGGGAAACUGCCAAGGGAGAUACUGAGUUCGCUGUCUCAAGAACUAUUUGAGGUUGUCAACAGAGUGAGGAGAUUAGGGGAGGAGAGCUCGAAGUCAGUUGGGUUACUUUCGGAUAAAAAUCAUUCAGAUGAUGUGCUCAUGUGCGAGAAUGAUUUAGCCCAUUGGAGUAAUCAUCAUUCCGAGCAGAUGUAUGGAGAUGGGAAGGAAGCAGAGUUGAUUGAGGAUGAUGAGGACAGCUUUGGGCGGUCCCUAGGGGACGUUGUCCCUUGGGAGCCGAUGAGGGCAGAGUGCCGAAGUCAAAAGGAUCUCAUGGCUGAGCCUUGUAAGCCCGAGAAGUGGUUGAAAUGCGGGGAUUUUGAUGAGAAGAUCAUUCUCGACUGUGAGGACACUAAGCUAACCAAGCCCCUGAGACAUGAUGAGGGCAUAGUUGGAGAUGAACAGGAGAGCCUUGUAGGUAUACAGGUCGAGAGUUUCUAUCAGGACAACCCUAAGUGGUACGAUUCUCCUUGCGGGCUGGACUCAGGUACUGACUGUGGGGAUAGUGAAUUCAGGCAUAAUCUGUCAGUCUAACUUAGGUUUAAGGUUAUUAUUUUUGUGCCUACUCAUCAAUUCUAUCAAAAGUUAGACAUGGGGUUUGUAUAUGUAUACGAAAACAUUGGGGUGUCUUACAUGCAUUUUUAGGUGGUGAUUUGAUGCGUCUUGGCUCUGUAAAAAUUAGCUGAUUGGGCCUCUCUGAGUCAGUACUUGCACAUACCUUUUGUAAUUAUAUCUUAACCCUGUUGUGUUACAGUCUCCUAGCCUGUUUGUUCUGUAGUAGAUUAGGUAACUUGUAUCUCUGCCAUCUUGUUGUCCACAAAUCUUGUACUUAUCUCAUGCCCAGUAAUCUUAGAGAUUUUUUCCCUUUAUAUGAACCUUAUGAUGAUGCUGAUCUA